AUGAGUAUUAACGAUGUCCAUGCUUAUCCGUUUGUUAGAGUCCAAUCCAGGUGGGUUUUUGAUGCAUUUUGUUCAAGUUAUUCUCUAAAACAAGCUUGAAGUAGGCAAAAAAAUCGUCUGCUAUGAUUCUAAAGCCGUUUGCGACCUUCUGAAUCUUGUUUUGAUGGGAUUAUUAGAGAUUUCCAAUAUUAGAUUCCCAUAAGUUAUGAAUAAUAUAAUUUCUUUCAGUAUGGGCACAUUUGUGAUCGAAUUGUACUGGGAACAUGCUCCAAAGACCUGUCAGAACUUUGCCGAGCUGGCGAGGAGAGGAUACUACAACAACACAAUCUUCCACAGAAUCAUUAGUGAAUUUAUGAUACAAGGUGGAGAUCCAACUGGGACUGGUAAGUUUUUUGAUGUUUUUUGUUCAAUAUUUAGAUGUUGAGGAAGAAAAAGAUCUGCAUUUGCUGUCCAAGAUGAUUUUGCUGUCUAAAACGAAUUAAGAACGCGACAUAAUUUCGUUUAUCCCUUAUCUCAUCCGUAAAAUUCCAGGGCGAGGAGGAACAUCAAUUUAUGGCGCCAGAUUUGAAGACGAAAUUGACGAUAGACUGAAACACACCGGAGCAGGCGUUGUUUCGAUGGCAAAUUCAGGCCCAAACACUAACGGAUCUCAAUUUUUUAUCACUUUGGCUCCGACUCAACAUCUGGAUGGUCGACAUACAAUUUUUGGUCGAAUAACCUCUGGAAUGAAGGUUAUUCAGAAGAUGGGCAAUGUAGACACCGAUUCCAAUGACAGACCGCUCCAAGAGAUUCGCAUUAUCAAAGCUACACCUACUGAAGAGGCAUUUGCUUGA
Bursaphelenchus xylophilus (pine wood nematode) is the source of this 833-nucleotide messenger RNA. The record is from the annotation of a GenBank genome assembly. NCBI's taxonomy places the organism in Eukaryota, Metazoa, Nematoda, Chromadorea, Rhabditida, Aphelenchoididae.